Molecule: messenger RNA, 558 nt
Organism: Fusarium poae
Lineage: Eukaryota; Fungi; Ascomycota; Sordariomycetes; Hypocreales; Nectriaceae
Exons: 1
Coding region: 1-558 (185 amino acids)
Source: RefSeq, a predicted model, not a curated record
AUGCCUAACACUUCUCCACCACCACCGCCAGCUCCUCCAUUACCACCUUCUGUCCACAGAAGUCAGUCAAGAGAAUCUCCCUUCGUGUUGAAGGUGAGAAGCGCGCCAGAAGACUGGUUCUAUCAGGCUCCCAACCCGCCAGCCCAAAGGGGCCUCUUUGAGCCACCUACAGGGCCGUACUUCGUAUACGGAACAUUAAUGGAUCCAAAAAUGCUAGCUGAUAUACUCGGACUGGAUGAAAAGCCUGAGCUACGGGCUGCCAAAAUUGAAGGCUACUCUCGUAAACUGUGGGGGCAGUAUCCUGCCAUGCUAGACGGACCACAAGGUGCAGAAGUUAGUGGUCGGGUUUACUGUGUGCAAUCUAUUGCCGAUGCAAAAAGGCUGGCGGAAUAUGAAACAAACAGCUACAAAACUGAGCCAUGCCUCAUUCAGUAUACAGAUGGACGGGAACCUGCGGAGGACUAUGGUUAUGUUUUUAUGUUCGUUGGUAACCCACGGGAUAUUAGUGACGGGGAAUUUGAUUUGGAACAAUGGCUUGAGCGGAUGGGCCGACGUUAA